GAAAUUCCCAACACCACCACUGUCUGGAUGCAUUGCGUUUGAACGGCCCUCAUGGACGAAUUGCUGGACGGCCUGAAUGACGCACAGAGCAGUGCUGUGACCAGUCGUGCCUCAGUUCUCCAGGUUCUGGCACCUCCAGGCUCUGGCAAAACGAAGACCUUGACAGCACGCGUCGCGUACCUCGUCGCUCGUGAGGGCUUCAAACCAUGCAACAUUAUCGUCUGCACUUUCACGCUCAAGGCAGCGCGGGAAAUGAAAGACAGGAUACGUGGCAUGCUUGGGCAUGAACUCGAAUCGAAGCUCAUACUGGGGACUUUUCAUUCUGUAGCACGACGCUUCUUGGUUCGAUAUGGCCACGAGAUCGGAAUCAAGAAGGAUUUUGGAAUUGCCGACACCACAGACAGCAAGGCCAUGAUAAAACGCAUCAUAGCUCGUAACAACUACAGCAUUGAGCCUGAUCCUGCUCGCUCUCGGAUCUCUGGCCUCAAAGCGAAAGGGACAACGGCGGAACAAUUCGCAGCCACUAGCAACAAGGCCCAUCAACACGAACUCGCGCGCAUCUAUAGCGAAUAUCAAGAAACACUCAAGGCUUCGAAUCUCUUGGACUAUGACGACUUAUUGCUUCGAUGUACCGAACUAUUAUCUAUGCAUCCAACUUGCGUCUGUAACAUCGAGGCAGUCUUGAUCGACGAGUAUCAAGAUACCAACAACGUCCAGUACCAACUUAUGGCAUUGUUUGCUCAGAAACUCAGACGCAUCACCAUCGUUGGAGACCCGGAUCAGAGCAUAUAUGGUUUUCGCUCUGCUGAAAUCAAGAACCUGUAUCGUAUGCGCGAGGAUUACACCGACACCGUGGUCAUCAAUCUGGAGAAAAAUUAUCGCUCUGCCGGCAACAUCCUUCUUUCGGCACAGGCUGUUAUUGAACAGGACCAAAGCAGACCAAGUAAACUUCUGGUUCCCACUCAUUGUAUUGGCAUACAACCUACCCUUCGCCACUUGUUCACUAAAGAUGUCGAGGCCAGGUGGAUUGUGGAAGAGAUAGAGCGAUCAAGGAAUCUCACCGCGGGCGUGUUGAACUACGGCGAUUAUGCCAUCCUGCUGCGAACAUCGACACUUUCUAUGUCCAUCGAAAAGGCAUUGGCCAAAGCUGGCAUACCGUACAAGAUGGUCGGAGGGCGUCGGUUUUUCGACCGUGCCGAGAUCAGGAUUGUUUUGGACUACCUAAGGGUCAUCAAUCAACCUGAUCACAACGAUGCAUUGAUUAGGGUAAUCAACGUGCCGACAAGGAAAAUAGGAGACGUAACAAUCAAAGCUUUGUUAGACGAGGCCGAGACGGGAAAGAUGACCUUGUGGAGUCUAAUACUAGGUUAUGCGCAAGGGAAGCGUCGCCCGCGCACAAAAAUUGCGACACAAGCACAGAAAGGCAUCGACGCCUUCGUUAACCUGAUCUUGACAUCUCGGCGGAAACUUCUACCGGAGAACGGAGAACAAUGCAAUUUGUUUGAUCUUAUCGCACAUAUUCUCAAAAGGUUAUCUUUUCAAGCCUAUCUCAAAGGGGUGCAUAAAGAUAAUUGGGAGGAGCGCUGGGACAAUGUCAACGAACUUGCUACGCAGGCAUCGCAAAUGGCAUCAGCUUCAAUUGACGAUUCCGACAUGUUGCCAGUCGUGGAAGGCAUUGAACAACGACAGGAUACCGCUGCCGACAUCUUAUCCAAAUUCCUCGCAAACGUGGCUCUCGCAACCGAGGUAGAGAAACCGGAUGGAGAGGAUCAACAGCAAGUAACUAUCUCGACCAUCCACGCUGCAAAGGGUCUAGAGUGGCCGGCAGUCUUCAUCCCUGGCGUAUACGACGGCUCAAUACCGCACUCCAGAGCUGAAGAUCACGAUGAAGAGCGGCGGUUACUUUAUGUCGGAAUGACUCGAGCCCAAGGCUUGUUGUACCUUAGCUGCCCACACAAACAGUCAUCCAGUGAAGAGACAACGGUCUCCAAAUUCGUUUCAACUUCGAGAAUGCUCAAGCUCUUCAGCCCCCAAGGGCCCACGUUUUGUCAGCAGACGAUCCGCGAUCUUGGUGGCAUACUUGCAAGGCCUUGUCCAACUAUGGACUUGAUUGAGGCUGCACGUACCAAUGAGGAGUGGGCCGAAGAUAUUCGAUACCCAUUGACUCGCAUGGAGAUGGAUGGGGAUGGAAGCUCAGGGGCCUGGUCAAAUCCUCAUCUUGAUGACGCCCGAUCUAAAUGUUUGGAUGUCAAUGUCACCGUGCAGCAGCCGUACAAACGUCGCAGACUAGACUCUUCAGGCCCUGUUAGAACUUACAGUGCUUCCACCACAAUGCAAUCCAGUUACUCCGUCGCCAAUACCACCCUGACGGCUACUCUGCCAGGGUUCACGACUGCAAGCGCCGUCAAGAGUAGCCAGGACCGUCUCGCCGAGGAAGCAAAAGCUUUCGGUGCUGUCGUUCCCGCAUCAACUGCAGCAGCAGGCAAGUCCGUGUUCAGUCAGGUGACGAAGGCUGGUACAGAUAAGUCUGGCCCCAAACCACCGAAAGUCAGAUCGUUUGGGCAGGGUACUAUCACGAAUUUCUUUAGCAAAUCAUCUAUGGUCCGCACCGAGCCGGUUGAUCCAUCAUCUCAGCUCUCUACGACGCACCCAUUGUUAUCGCACUCUCAAUCUUUGAGUAUGACCACUGCGCCAUCUAACAAGAUUGCUCUUAUAAACUCGACAAGCAGUAGUAAUGUCGCUCGCAAGCCACUCAAUGUUCCUAUGAUCGGCAGGCCAAGAAAACUGUCGCCAGAGCCGUAUCAGGACAAACGGUACAUUCUCUUAUCCAGUUCACCGACUAAACCCGAUGAUCACGCUCCAUGUGGGCCUUCCUCUAGCAAUGGUGAUAAAGGAAGUAUAGUCGAACCUGUCAACCCAGUACAAUCAACGAUGCAUCGUGGAUUUUCGGCCGUCAAGCCUGCCGUGACUCUUCACGACACUUCCACUGGACAUCCAAAAAACAGCAGUGGAUCGUCGAGGAGAGCACUGGGUAUGCGAAAGGCAAUGCAACCUUGGAGUGUGAAACAUCGUCAACCACCUUGUCCACGGCGCUAGAGAGCAAUAAGGAGAUUGAAAUGAUUAAUGAAAGGUUUAGACCUUUUGGGAACGAGCUAAAAUAUUUACAACACACCGUGUGUUCACUAUUUGUCUUCGGUAUUGGUCGCGUUAUCAGGUAUACCCCAAAUGAAAACUCUAUUUUUAUCUUAAAGUGAUUAUCAAAGAGGGUCUAAUCUCGUCUGCAUCAUACUUAUAGUUCGGCGCCAAACAGUGAAGGGAGAAAUAAGUUUAUCGUUAUUUAGUUAUCAAGGUCAUUUAGCACCCAUCGGCCGCGCCUCACAAUGGUCACUCCUCAAGUGCCC
Messenger RNA from Aaosphaeria arxii CBS 175.79, 3401 nucleotides. RefSeq names its product P-loop containing nucleoside triphosphate hydrolase protein. Gene Ontology annotation, biological process: recombinational repair. The coding region runs from base 52 to 3096 and encodes 1014 amino acids. The transcript has a single exon. The record is from RefSeq and is a predicted model, not a curated record. Gene Ontology annotation, molecular function: DNA binding; hydrolase activity; ATP binding. NCBI's taxonomy places the organism in Eukaryota, Fungi, Ascomycota, Dothideomycetes, Pleosporales. Gene Ontology annotation, cellular component: nucleus.